This is a messenger RNA of Xyrichtys novacula (pearly razorfish), 3271 nucleotides long. The record is from the annotation of a GenBank genome assembly. NCBI's taxonomy places the organism in Eukaryota, Metazoa, Chordata, Actinopteri, Labriformes, Labridae.
AGCUUGUUUCCAUGACGACGCGGUGACUCGUUAGCAUUUUGCUGCAGCAGCCUAGCAUCGCUGCACGGAGAUGGCCAGCUUUAAAUUUUCGUUAUAAUGACCAGUUAAAUAUUUUCCCAAGCGAGGCCGGUGCGUGUGUUUUUAUGGCGGCUCCAAAAUGAUGACUUUCCAGCUUAAUCCAUCGCUACCAACCGCAAAGGCUUUGAUAUCGCAGGGAAGCUCAAAUUGCGGCCAGCGCGGCCCUGACGUGUCUGGAUAUCCAGCAUUCAGUAACUUCAGGAUGGGAGCAGGAGGGGGACCAGCAGCUUUCAGACAAAAUACUCUCUUACGGAAGACAUUUCCUCCGAUACAGCCCUUGAACAGUGAGUAUGCGUACUCUGAAAUACCUGCUCUGCAUCCAGAUGCUGCAGCUAGCCUGACGUAAUGUUAAAUGGAUGCUGACCAUCAGUCCUCUAUCUCUGCUGUAGAGUCCAGGGACUGGAAAGACCUGGUCAGUGACUUCAUUGUUAGAGGGUAAGAUCAAGACAAUUGCUAUUAGCACAAUAACAUUUAUUAUUAAUAAUAAUAAAAGAACAAAUGGGUUCAGUUUGCUGCAUUUGUCACAUUAUUUGCUGGAGUUGGUUUUCUUCCAACCUGUGUGCUGGUAUUGCUGACUUUGGUUUCUCCCCUUUUCAAUAUGUGUAGGUCACCUAACUUAGCCAAAGAUGUCAAAUUGGAGUUGGAAAACAGUGACCCCAAAAUGGACCUCUGUGGCAGACAGCUGCUUUUUGAUGAUAAAUGUAAGAACUGAUGAACAGUGGUUUAUCUUUUUAUUAUUGUAGUUGAUAGAGGUAAAGAAGUCUCUGUAUUUUGUCUAUCAAACAUGUAAUUACCACUUUUGACCUUAGAAGUGGAUACACAUUGAAUUUGAGGCUCCUUCCUGGAUUUUAACCCCUGCUAUCAGUAGAUGGCGCUGUUGUCUCAUAUUAGAGUAAAUGGUUUCCCUUCACUGUCAGAUAUUACAUCCUUCAGGUAGAAUUAAAGGUUCUUGUUGUCGCAUGUUAUUUGCUCUGUUCCUUAGAUAUUGUUGACAACAUUGAAUUGACAAUUUGAGAAUUGUUGCAUUUACAGGUACAAGGCUAGAGAGAACCAGAACUGUGAUGCCUCCACUGACAAGGGACUACCAUGUGAACAGAGCUGGCAACUUGCCGCCCUUCAGACUGUCCAAGGAGCUUUUUCAUAGCCACGCUGGGCGGCCCUUCACCCUGGGGUAACAACUGGAUUAAUGUUUCAGUCCAGUAGUUUGAGCUGCACUCUUCAUUGCAUAUUUAUGGAAGCAGCUGCACAGAUUGCAGUAAUGGAAUGAGUCACUCUCUGAUAUAUGAGUGAUUUAAGACAGGAAUAUAAAACGAGAAAAAGGCAGACUGAUACUAUUAAUAUUGUGACAUGCGUUAUUUAUCUGUUACAAACAGAAAGGGACAAGUGGUUGCUCAAUGUUUAAUAUUCUGCUCGUGUGGGAUGCACGAUUAUAGCUGAAGUUAUUUUGCAGGGCCAAGAGAUAUCAGUUAAUUAAAUACCAUUACUCCUUCAUUUGUGGGAAGAGUUUUGUUAGAUAGCACUUAUUGUAAAUAACAGAACUCAACUUUCACAUUAAAAGUUUUGCAAAUCAAAGAAAUUUCACUCAGCUCCUUGUGAAGCUAAGUUGUACUGGGAAGAAAAACAGAAACAGGGACAAGAAUAUGUUAUUUCAACAGCACUCUGUGGAGACAUGCAGCAUAUUUUCAUUUCUGUUUCAGUCACCCUGAAAGAUAUGAACUCGGCACAACUCCAGAAAUUAUUUUUCCCUCCACUUUGGUCCUAAAUGGACGAAACACCUUCUCAGUGGGGAACUGCAAGCUCAGCAGGUACCAUUUGCCUUUGAACAAAGUCAGACCAGGCCAAUCAAUAGUUCUCUCAAUUAUUCCUGUGCCCUAUGCCUCUUCUGCUUUAUUUCCGUUCUGCAGGCCGAAGGUGAAUUACCCUACCUACACUCUGCAGACUGUUAGAGACAAUCAAAAGAGUAAGUUGUUUUGAAGCUAUUACUGUGAAGCCAAGACUUUUUAAGUACAUGGUUGGUUAUCCUUUGGUCAGGUAUUUGUUGCGGUCUUGUAAAGUCAAGUCAGAAUGUCUUGUCUGCAAGUGAAAGGGGUGGGAGUGCAACCUUCAACCUGUCCAGGUGUUAAUGUUGAUUUAUUGGCUGCAAAAGUGACUUGCUUUAUGGAUGUUGCUUCUUCAAACAAAGUGGAACAAGGGGCCGCAGAGAGAACGGGUGUGUUUAGUGUUUUCAGCUGGUGUUAAGGGUCUUAUUUUUAACUUUUGCUCCAGUUUUUUUAAGCAAAACCUCUGCUAAUGCUCCCAUUUUAUGUUACUAUUUACAAGUUUCAUCUCUGGCAAUCAUGAUAUAUCUGAUAUAGACAUAUCUGAAAGCCAGCAUGAAGAAACACCACAUACAUUGUGUUUUUGUCCAAAUGGCUCUUGUUUACCUGUUACCAAUGUCUGUUUGUCCCCACCUGCGUUGGUUUAGACCAGUCCUUUCCAGACCCAAUGGUCGGAGCGCCCCGCUCUUUCAUGCAGAGGGUCACUGAGCUGUCCUCUCUGGAGGGGGAGACGUUGAGACAAGAAAAGCUGAAGAAAAUGAAGAAACAGAGGAAGCCUCCAUCCUGACAAUCACCUUCUCCCCAGUCACACGGGUUAAGGAUCAAAACUUUGGAGUCUGUGCCAACAAGGUCAGAGCAAAAUAAAACCCUAUGGGCACCCUGUUCCUUUCGGUGUCUUUUUCUUAGCGCUUGUUUGUCCUCGGCGACAUUAGUUUCCUGCUUAACUUGGCUGAUCUUCACAUUUUGGGAUUCCUGACCUGAGUUCCUCUCCUUUAGAAAUGAUAUGCAGUAUUUGCUAUGAGAAAUUGCAGCGUUUGCUACCAAAAUAGAUGCUGAAACUUAUAUAUAAUAUGAAGUAUUUUCUAUUCUGAUGUCACAGCUGCAUGAAAAGAUAUUUAUUUUACCUCUCUAAUGGCUUGUAAUGGCUGUUAUGUAGUACUGCCAUAUUCCUCAUUGUAUCAUCAGUGUGUUACAGAUAUUGUCAGGAUUGACCUCAUUACAGUAGUGUUUUAAACAUUGCCGUUUAGAUAUUGAUUUAGCUUUGUUGAGUAAGAGGACUAUCUAUGAACAUAUGAUAUAGUUUAGCAAAACCAUUAUUGUGCCUUGUUAAACGUCUUCCUGAAAUUGAAUAAAUUUAUUUUUGUUAUUGGACUCUU